AUGUCAGCGGAGUCUAACGCAGCGCCUGCAGCAGCGGGAGCGGCAGCAGCACCGCGCAUCCCAGGCUUUGACACAGAGGGCCGCCGCUACAGGUCAGCAGAGGAGAUGUGGGCGCGGGAGCUUCACGGCGACCUCUACAACGCCAAGACCGGCUGGUACGGCAAGGCGUUGGAGUACUGGUCUAAAGUGCCGGCCACCGUGAGUGGCGUGCUGGGCGGCAUGGACCAUGUUCACGACGUGGACAUCAAGGAGUCGCGGGCGUUCAUCAUGUCGCUUCCCGACCGCGGCACCACAAGGGCUCUGGAUUGUGGCGCUGGCAUUGGUCGCAUCACCAAGUCGCUUCUCAGCAAUACGUAUGCCGUCACGGAUGUGUUGGAGCCGAUACCUAAUAUGCUUGAGCAGGCCAGAGAGGAACUGAAGGGGUUGCCAGUAGGGGAAUUCAUCCUCUCGUCCAUGGAGACGGCUACGCUUAAACCAAAAACGUACGAUCUCAUCGUUAUCCAGUGGGCGGCAAUUUACUUGACUGACGAAGACUUUGCAAGGUUUCUAGCACACUGUAAGACUGCACUGACUCCUAAGGGAUACAUUUUUUUCAAGGAGAAUUGUGCCCCUGCCGAAAAAUUCAUCGUGGACAAGGAAGAUAGCAGCCUAACUCGUUCAGAUAAACAUUACAAGCGCAUCUUUGCCACGGCAGGUGUUGAGGUGGCUAAGGAGGCGAUGCAAGAAGAAUGGCCAAACGAUCUAUUCAAGGUAAAGAUGUACGCACUGCGUUAA
This is a messenger RNA of Trypanosoma grayi, 774 nucleotides long. RefSeq names its product SAM-dependent methyltransferase (inferred from BLASTP similarity). The record is from RefSeq and is a predicted model, not a curated record. Lineage: Eukaryota; Euglenozoa; Kinetoplastea; Trypanosomatida; Trypanosomatidae. The coding region runs from base 1 to 774 and encodes 257 amino acids. Gene Ontology annotation, cellular component: cytoplasm. The transcript has a single exon. Gene Ontology annotation, molecular function: methyltransferase activity. Gene Ontology annotation, biological process: N-terminal protein amino acid methylation.